This is a messenger RNA of Torulaspora delbrueckii, 1281 nucleotides long. It is a transcript of the gene RPT3, whose product is annotated as proteasome regulatory particle base subunit RPT3. The coding region runs from base 1 to 1281 and encodes 426 amino acids. Gene Ontology annotation, biological process: proteasome-mediated ubiquitin-dependent protein catabolic process. Gene Ontology annotation, cellular component: proteasome regulatory particle, base subcomplex. The record is from RefSeq and is a predicted model, not a curated record. The transcript has a single exon. Gene Ontology annotation, molecular function: ATP hydrolysis activity; ATP binding; proteasome-activating activity. NCBI's taxonomy places the organism in Eukaryota, Fungi, Ascomycota, Saccharomycetes, Saccharomycetales, Saccharomycetaceae.
AUGGACGAGCUAGGUAUUAUAAACCCAGCGGAAACCGCAGUUGAGGAGAGAGCGGCUGUCAAAUCAUAUGGAGCCCUUUUAUCUCAGUUGAAUAAUAACAAUGCUAACUUAGGAUCGAAUACUAGUUCUGAUGUCUAUUUGAAAUUGAAGAGACUCGAAAAAGAGUAUGAGUUGUUGACUUUGCAAGGAGACUACAUUAAGGAUGAGCAGCGUCAUUUGAAGCGUGAACUGUUAAGGGCACAAGAGGAAGUUAAGAGAAUUCAAUCUGUGCCAUUGGUUAUUGGGCAAUUUUUGGAACCAAUAGAUCAAAACACAGGCAUUGUAUCCAGUACGACAGGUAUGAGCUAUGUGGUGAGAAUCCUGUCCACUUUAGAUCGCGAGUUAUUGAAGCCAUCGAUGUCUGUUGCUUUACACCGUCAUUCUAAUGCGCUAGUUGAUAUUCUACCUCCAGACUCAGACUCCAGUAUAUCGAUUAUGAGUGAAAAUGAGAAACCUGAUGUCACAUACGCUGACGUUGGUGGGUUGGAUAUGCAAAAACAAGAGAUUAGAGAAGCAGUGGAACUGCCUUUAACUCAAGCAGACCUUUACCAACAAAUUGGUAUUGAUCCCCCAAGAGGUGUUUUACUAUAUGGACCACCAGGUACAGGUAAGACUAUGCUUGUCAAAGCGGUGGCCAAUAGUACAAAUGCCGCGUUCAUUAGAGUGAAUGGUUCUGAAUUCGUCCACAAAUACCUUGGUGAAGGUCCUAGGAUGGUGCGUGACGUCUUUAGACUGGCAAGAGAGAAUGCUCCAUCUAUUAUUUUCAUUGACGAAGUGGAUUCUAUUGCUACCAAACGUUUUGAUGCUCAAACUGGUUCUGAUCGUGAAGUUCAACGUAUAUUGAUAGAGCUAUUAACCCAAAUGGAUGGGUUUGACCAAUCCACUAACGUGAAAGUGAUAAUGGCUACCAAUAGAGCAGACACUUUGGAUCCCGCAUUGCUAAGACCUGGUAGAUUAGAUAGAAAGAUCGAGUUUCCAUCUUUACGUGACAGGCGUGAGCGUCGUUUGAUCUUUGGUACGAUCGCUGCCAAGAUGUCCUUAGCGCCAGAGACUGAUCUUGAUUCAUUGAUCAUCCGCAAUGAUUCUUUGUCGGGUGCUACCAUCGCUGCUAUCAUGCAAGAAGCCGGUUUGCGUGCUGUUAGAAAAAAUAGGUAUGUUAUCCUACAAAGCGAUUUGGAAGAGGCAUAUGCUGCGCAAGUCAAAACUGAUAGUGAUGUCGAUAAGUUUGACUUCUACAAAUAA